This is a messenger RNA of Scylla paramamosain (green mud crab), 1927 nucleotides long. RefSeq names its product membrane-associated guanylate kinase, WW and PDZ domain-containing protein 2-like. Bases 1298 to 1792 code for a protein of 164 amino acids. Lineage: Eukaryota; Metazoa; Arthropoda; Malacostraca; Decapoda; Portunidae. Gene Ontology annotation, molecular function: protein binding. The transcript has 3 exons. The record is from RefSeq and is a predicted model, not a curated record.
CGUCUGUAUGUGUGUGUGUGUGUGUGUGUGUGUGUGUGUGUGUGUGUGUAGAGGUAGCACAGUUGCUCCUGAAGGCGCCGCAGGAGAGGGCGCGGCAGGGCACGACAGAGGGAGGUGCUUGUGAGUCAAAAGGUCAAUAUUUACUAAGAUGCGCAUGGGAAGGCGUAAGUCAGGCAGGGCGGCGUUAAUUCCGUGCCGGGACCUGGGGAGGGGGUGGUAUGUACGCAUGUGUCCCGUGUGUGUGUGUGUGUGCGUGUGUGUGUGUACUGUGUGUAGCUCGGGGAGUGUGCGUAUGUGUGGCGGCGCAGUGUGAGUGUCCGGUCAGGGGUCAGGUGUGUGAGUGACGCUUCCGUUGGUCAGUCAGGUGGUGGAGGUGGUACCCGCGCUGCCUUGCCCCACGCCGCGGCCUUUGUGUUAUCGGCGGCGAGAUAAGCAGCGAUAUGCCCGCCAGGUGAGGGGCGGUGCUUGGUGUGGGAGUGGAGGUGAGCCCGCCGCGGCAAGGGUCAGGUGUCGCCUCAGGAACAGUUGACGGUUAGCAGUGAGAUUUCUUCUACUGUAGUGGCGGCGGUGGUCACCCUGGCUUCCGCUUGCACUUCGUCAGAUUCGCCUGCAGGAGGGGCGCGGGGUGGGGAGGGCCUGGCCGUCAGCAGUGUGGGCCGCGUCCCGCCCCGGCCCGCCAGGCGGCUGUCGACCCCUCAGUCGUGUGCGAGUCACGCUGGCCAACAUCCCCGACCUACUUAUCAAAUUCCUCACCUCAACUCCGUGCUUGCCGCAAACAGACUUCAAAUGGGCCUCGUGAUUCAUAAUAUAUCGUGAAGUGGAUCACAGAAUGUGCCGAGGGCGGCGGGAAGCCUCGGGGAGGGCGAAACUCGAAGAAAGAUAAAUCUCAGGUGUGUCCGGUUGGCAGCCAUGUAAAGAGCGCGUCUGAGCGCAUGCGUCACACAGGUGAACUCUGGAAGUAAAGUUUGAAAACAUUAGUAGUAUGCGAGGAAAUACGGCUGAGAGACCGUGGAUGUAAGUGGAUGAGUGCUGGCUUACCUCUGAGGACUGUGAGGGGCGUGUGGGUGUGCUGAGAGAGUGUGACCAGGCCAGGGCGGAGUGGCCACCACCAUGGGAGAAACCAGCAGUGAUAGUCAGUGGUUGCGUCUGGCCUAGCUAAGCAUGGCUCUGUUUUUGACAAGUUGAGGCUGUGGCAGUGCGGCGGAGGGAGUGAGGCGGCGCGGCGCUGUGGCUAACAUGACGUGACCCGCGGUGCUCGAGUGCUCAGGAGCGGUGUGAGGGCCCAGCCAGGUCCACUAUGCUCAAGACUAACAUAGGCCAGCCCAACGGCGCGCGGCCUCCGAUACAAGACACUAGCACAGGAAACAGUGCGGGCGGCGAGGAGGGCGUGGGCGGCCCUCCCCAAGCCAGCAGUGUCGGCAGCGAUGCGGGGGGCGGCAGCCCUGACCACUGGUCGGGGCAGGUGAUAGAGGCGGUGGUGAGUGUGAGCGGGGAGGGCUGCAUCACUGUGCUGGGUGGCUCGGACAAUGGAGAGUUCCCCUACCUGGGCGAGAUCAGCCCCGGCGUGCGCUACCAGCAGGGCGGCCCCUCACUGGCGCCCGGCGCCGUGCUGCUGGAGGUGCAGGGCCAGCGGGUGGCCGGCUACACCCAGAGGGACGUGGUGGCCUGGAUCAACCACUGUACCCGCAACGGCAACCCCUGCGUCAUCCGCACUGCGCCACCAGGUAAGACGAGGACAGGUGUGACUGAAGACGGGUGUGAAAAGAUUAUCAGUCUCCUGUUUGCUCCUUGACGCGGGAUCUUCGGCAGUACCUGAAUACACGGUUCCAGAAAGGCAGCGUGGACCAUGAGCUGCAAAACACGAUUCGGGACAACGUGUACCUACGAACUGUUCCCGUGACCACUCGAUCUCCGCGUCAGGGUGAAG